Messenger RNA from Pararge aegeria (speckled wood butterfly), 2438 nucleotides. RefSeq lists its product as uncharacterized. The record is from RefSeq and is a predicted model, not a curated record. The transcript is spliced from 7 exons. Lineage: Eukaryota; Metazoa; Arthropoda; Insecta; Lepidoptera; Nymphalidae. Bases 367 to 1368 code for a protein of 333 amino acids.
UGGCGGUUGAUUGAAUUUUCAAACAAUAACGGACGACUUAUUUAUUUCAAGAUUUUUGACCGAAAGUAAAGGUUUUAUAAUAGGUAAUUUUGUUUUUGAUAGCUAAUGAACUUACGUGUUACAGUUUACAUAAUUAAUAUUAAUUGUGAUAUCCGGAUAAAAAAUCCAAUAUUGGAGCUGCUAAGGUAUUCCAAGCUCUUACAGGUCUUAUGAACUUCUCAACUUGAGCAGGUGCCAAAUAUGAACGCGAAUUUUUGUUUUUAACAACAAUGCAUUAAUAUCACCGAGCCUUGUAAUAUACAUAUGAAAAGUUGAUACCAAGUCAUAGUUUAAAAAUUGCUGAAGACUCGAAAACAAGUCUACAAAAUGCUGUCGACAUCCAUAAGCAAAGUCCAUUUGAGAGAGCUACAAAUGCUAAUAAGUAAGAUGCCCCUCCAAGACUGCUGUAUGCUAAUUACGUCGGAGUUCGGUUUGUGUUGGAGUGACAUAUCACGUGCGGUACGAAACGCCAGACUGCCGAUGACCCCAGCAAGCGUCGCUUGUGUAUUGAAGAAGUAUACUGUGAAGUCGCUCACUGGGGAUGAAAUAGCUGAUAUUGUUACACGGCUAAGACUGAAAUCUAUAGCGAUCCGUCCGAGAACUUGGCACGUGAUAAAAUUGACUGAGCAAAUAAAAGAUGAACCGAUCAAUACCUUUAUAAGACUACUGCCUUCGCGAAUUGUGGAAGCCUUGAAGAAUAGCCAAAGUGCUGUCAAUGGAAAUAAGAGGCCUCAGGUGCAAACUAUAAAACUGGGUGAUCUCAUCUUCAUAAGUAUCCAAAUGGUGUCGAACUUGAAGCAAGGUGGUGUUCUCUACGUGGCGAGCCCCCCGGGACAGGCUGUAGCGUUGGUCAGCACGUUGCAUUCCAAUUUAUUGAGGGCCUGCGUUCAAGGUCUUGGAUACAAAAAGUUCGAAGACGCAUGCCUGAAUGGUAAAGACAUACCAUCCUUGUUGCGUAUAUUUGAUAAUGGUAACAACACCGCAACAGUCACCGACAUGCCGGAGUUUGUCGCAACACCCUGUAUAGCCCGCGGCGGCAUCGACUUCACCAAUUCUCAAGCAACAAAGAAUUAUUUGUCACAAAUGUUUGGACCAGCGCCGCCAAUAUUGGACACGUUGACUGUCAAAUCUGAGACAGAUUUUUUUGACUCUGCGAUAUUGAACAAGAGAAUGAAGGUGAUACUACAAAUCAAAAGCGAGAACACGUUUAGUACACUGCAGAAAUGGGCAGAAAUUGCUGCCAUAUCGCCUACUUCCGAACUGUUUCAAGUUUUCCAUACGAUAAAAUCCAACCAAAUACAAAUUUCCAACGACGAGGAUGACGAAUAAGGGAAUUUUAAAUCCAGUCGAAGUCAAAUUAUAAAAAUAUAAAUUAUAAAAAUAUUUGCGAGAUGAGAAAAAGGCUGGAUAGAAGUAGGCGUUUCAUUGCGGAAUUCCAGAAUAUGUUAUGGAAACUAAGCUUAAUUUCUCCGCGAAAAGCAGGAGAAUCUGUAGGGUGUGAUUUCUUUUCUUUUUCUUCUUUGGAUGGAAACUUGCCGAUAACCACCUGAGGGGUUGCUACGGCGUCACCGAGGGAGUGGGGCGAGCGCGAGAGCUCGCCAUGAGAAGAGCCCCAGGGCUCGACGACGGGAGGAAGGUGGGAGACAUCGACCCGAGGGUGCCUCCUGCGAGGUCUCUGACCUCGGCUCGGUUCGACGUUAAUCGGUUUUAUAAUUUCUUCAAUUUUUAUACGCACGUUCCGCUCCGAAACCGGAGCAUCCUCAGAUGUUGACUUUACAAUGAAUAAUUGUUAACGUUGUGUUACACCUAAUUAACAAAUUACACCAUACAGAUUCUCCUGCUUUUAGCGGAAAAAAAACGUUAUUGUUGAGUAUUUAUAAAAGAUAUAAAAUAUAAUUUUGGAUAUAUUUUAAGACAGGUAAGAAACUAUGAUUAAAAUUUUCCAAUCUUAAUAUGAUACGAAAACGGCUAAACCGGCGGUGGUUUAGCCGUUUUUGUUUUCGUCAGUAAGGUUAGGUAAGGUAAGGUCUUCCUCGAGUAGGGAUGUGGAAGGUAGGCAGUAACUAGGAGAGCACGUGAAGCAGUCCCGGUUAUCACGACCAACAUGUGAUGAUAAUCGUUAGAGCCCGCCAUCCCGCUCCAGAGCAGCCUGGUGUGCCAAAGCUCAUAUCUUGUCCCGAAUGAGAUUUAGUGUAUAUAUAUAAUGUUAGAAGUUGAAACAUAAACUAGGGUUUAAGAAAGUGUUAAAUAUAACAAAUAAUUCCUACUUAUUUUUAAAUUAUGGCUGACAAAUAAAUUAUAACCGAAUUGCAUUCAGCAUUAACAUAAUAAAGGACUUAUUUGAUAAAUUUAAUUAUACCAACGGACUGUUUUAAUUAUGUAAAUACUUUGCUAAUUUU